Kazachstania africana CBS 2517 is the source of this 309-nucleotide messenger RNA. It is a transcript of the gene SMT3, whose product is annotated as SUMO family protein SMT3. Gene Ontology annotation, cellular component: septin ring; nucleus. Gene Ontology annotation, biological process: protein sumoylation. Gene Ontology annotation, molecular function: ubiquitin-like protein ligase binding; protein tag activity. Bases 1 to 309 code for a protein of 102 amino acids. The record is from RefSeq and is a predicted model, not a curated record. The transcript has a single exon. Lineage: Eukaryota; Fungi; Ascomycota; Saccharomycetes; Saccharomycetales; Saccharomycetaceae.
AUGUCUGACGCACCAGAAUCCAGUACUCCAGAAGUUAAACCAGAUGUUAAGCCAGACGUCAAGACGGAGACUCACAUCAAUUUAAAAGUUUCUGAUGGUUCUUCAGAGAUUUUUUUCAAAAUUAAGAGAACUACUCCCUUGAGAAGAUUAAUGGAGGCUUUCGCCAAGAGACAAGGUAAAGAAAUGGACUCAUUGAGAUUCUUAUACGACGGUAUCAGAAUCCAACCGGACCAAACUCCUGACGAUCUAGAUAUGGAAGAUAAUGAUAUCAUUGAAGCUCACAGAGAACAAAUUGGUGGUGCUCACUAG